Molecule: messenger RNA, 1473 nt
Organism: Tremella mesenterica DSM 1558
Lineage: Eukaryota; Fungi; Basidiomycota; Tremellomycetes; Tremellales; Tremellaceae
Exons: 1
Coding region: 1-1473 (490 amino acids)
Biological process (GO): regulation of DNA-templated transcription
Cellular component (GO): nucleus
Molecular function (GO): zinc ion binding; DNA-binding transcription factor activity, RNA polymerase II-specific
Source: RefSeq, a predicted model, not a curated record
AUGACGACCAAUACCGAGGUAGCAGCGUUGUCUCCUGGACUACGAAAUUUGCUCAUCCAAGACGAUCGUCCUUCGGACACUCCAAACCCAUCCAUUUUCAACGUUUCUAAUCGAAACCCAUCUUCACCCGCAAAAGAUGGUUUACCUUCACUCUCCUCUGUUCUUCCUAUUUCCAGCGCUCCAUCCUCUCGAAGAACCUCCGAAAUGUCUAGUAACAGACAAUCCGUUUCGCCACCGCUCGUAACUCCUCCUCUCCAUUCUAUGCCCUCUCCUUUAUCCGGCCAUCAGCAUAUUGGAGCUUUGAGUGUGUUAUCUGAAGCCGCAGCGAGGGAGAAAGAAUUACCCGUGACAGUUGACGAAAGUGAAUCAGACGGGGAACAUACAGAUUCGAAACGUAAGGGAUCAGUUCCCUCACCUCUUUCACUUGGUCAACAACCUCGAAGACCUUCUGGCUUAUUUGCCUUACUCAACGAAUCUUCACAUCCCGUUCCAGCAGGUUCUGUGCAAUAUCCCACUUAUAACACAUUCGACCCCCUUGUCGAUUCUCCCCCAUUCCGAUAUCAUCUUCCACCAAAUCUCUCCACUGCUCCUCCAAUCCCCACAUCAGCCUCUGCUUGGCCCACACAUAACAUAUCCAGACGAUACUCCAGUCAACCGUACGAAUAUCAUCGUCCUCUCACCUCGCACACUUUCGAACAAGGAACGAGCGGAUCCAUAGGUGUGCGAGCACCUAUAAGUCGGACGACCAAAGCUUGCAACGCUUGUAGAAACAGAAAAGUUAGAUGUGAUGCUGGAGGUGUUUCCGCUGCGACAGGAGCGGAACCUGCCACUUGUUCAAGAUGUAAAGAAAGUGGAGUGGAAUGUAUUUAUUCAGGUCCUCAAAAGAAACGUGGUCCCUGUCCGGGGUAUGUCAAAUUUACUCUCAUCCCAAACAACAUUUACAAAGGACUGAUCCACAGAACCGCUAGACCUAGCACUGGGAAAAGUCGUAAAUCGUCAUACCGAAAUUCCGUCGGUACCAUCAAAACACUUAGUCCAACGGAAGAUUCCCCCAACUCUCCAUACACCCCGUUUUCCCGCACAUCAUAUGGUUUCCCACCACCCCAUGUUCUACCUCAACAACAUACUUACGAACAUACUUCACAUACCCAAUUCUCAUCUUUUCCUCAUACUCAACCCGGUCCUUGGUCAUCUGUACAUCCGGGGAAAGAUACGUCGGAAGUUGAACACUCCGGAUCUAGACCUCGCUCGAUGGGUAAUUGGUCUCACAUGUCAUUCACAGCUCCCGUCACACCCACUACUCCUAAUAUACCACACUCCUUCUUCCAACCUGAUUACACUAUGAAUUCACCCGACCCCACCAGCAUACCACGAGGACUGAGGAGAGGGAGCAGUUUCUUCGGGGAUAGUGGACGAUCACUGCCGCCAUUGAAGGUAGCUAUCACUCGACGAGAUACUUACUAUACUCCAUGA